AAAAUGUGGCCACUUAUAAGCCGCACACCAUUUGGAGUUUUUCAACUUAAAUUCCCGUCUCCUCCACCCGUCAUUACAGACCAAUCUGCGUAGGAACGUCGAAGGGCAGGUUUGAAGAGCACCUUUCCACCACACCUCCUCCUCCUGCAACUCUUCUAGGAUCGAUCUCAUAAGGUGCUUUGUUUUAGAGAAACAUCACAAUUCCCGUAGUAAGCUUUGGGAGCUCUAAUGAUUCCUUUUAAGUUGCUUGACUACGAUGCAGAGAGAGGUUUGGAGGAAACAAGAACUUUCUUUCCUGCCAAUAAUCCGAUGCUCAUCCAUUUCGAUGAAAUAUACUCAUUAACCAGGGGUGGAGUUGUGACAAUGGAGAAAGAGGACCAUUCAACUGAUUCAUGUCGAGGAAUGAAGCAUUUCCUUUCAGGUGAAAGUGAACUAGUAGAAGAAAAAGUAGAGGGAAUGAGCAGGAAGCAGAGUGCAACUUAUCAAGAGGAGGAUGACUUAUCAGAAAUGUUUGAUAAGGUUCUGUUGUGUACUGAUGAUUCUACAUCUCAAGCAGGCAAACAACAACAAGAACAACAACAAAAAGGACGAAGUGCUCACAAAGGUCAUGCAAAUAAACGAGGAGAUACUUGUGAAAUUGUGAAUGUGGAGUCUCUUCUACUCAGCUGCGCAAAGUCAAUUGCAGCUGCUGAUUACAAGGUGGCAGCAAAACAACUAAGGACGAUCAGGCAAUACUCUUCCCCUGCUGGUGAUCCAAACCAAAGGCUGGCACAUGCAUUUGCUAAUAGCCUUGAGGCCCGACUGGCAGGAACUGGGGAAGAACUGCACGCGUCAUCAUCUUUUGACAAUAAGAUAGCAGUUCCCGAAAUGCAAAAAACCCACAUUUCAUCAUAUGUCCCUUUUAUGAGGACAUUAACCUUCUUUGCGAAUAGAACGAUUUACGAAGUAGCAUCCAGAGGCGCAUCACUGCAUGUUAUAGAUUUCGGUAUUCUCCAUGGUAUCCAGUGGCCCACUCUUAUUCGAGAUCUUUCACAAAGACCCAGUGGCCCUCCAAAACUUCGAAUAACUGGGAUUGAGCUUCCCCAACCUGGUUUUCGUCCUUCCCAAAUGGUAUUGGAGACUGGUUGUCGCUUGGCUAAAUAUUGCAAACGCUUCGGAGUACCAUUUGAAUACAACUCCAUAACAACAAAGAAUUGGGAGGCAAUAAAGAUAGAUGAAUUAAAGCUUGCGAGGGGUGAGGUGGUUGCUGUUAAUUGUACUCUUCGACUCAAAAGCUUACUAGACGAGACAGUAUGUGGUGCGGAUUGCCCAAGGGAUGGUCUCUUAAACUUAAUUCGGGAAGUAAACCCUCACAUCUUUGUGAAUUCUGUGAUUAGUGCAUCUUACAACUCUCCUUUCUUUGUGAAUCGGGUCCGGUCGGCUCUCUACUUCUUCUCUGCUACCUUUGAUAUGCUUGAAUCUAUUUUCCCACACCACGAUGGUCAAAGGUUAAAUUUCGAACAAACAGUUCUGGGGCCUGUCAUAACAAAUAUUGUAGCAUGCGAGGGCAUGGAAAGGUUAGAGAGGCCUGAAACAUACAUGCAGUGGCAAAGUCGCAUGAUGAGGGCGGGGUUCAAGCCUAUGGCCCUGAAUCCUCAAAUUGUCAAAAGGUCGAGAGGCAAGGCUAGGGAAGGAUGCCACAAAGACUUUCUGUUUGCGGAAGACGGUCAUUGGGUUCUGCAGGGGUGGAAAGGCCGGAUUAUGAUCGGCAGCUCUGCCUGGACUACUCACAACCAAAAUAUCCUUUAGAAGAUCAAAUAACAAAAGAUGUCAAAUACAUGAAUAACGAUUGUGAAGCUAAGCUACACAAUUGUAUAUUUGCAUAAUGUUAUAGUUACUCUUUUAAGUUCCUUGGAAAUUCCAAGUUAACACCAAUAGACAUUGCCAAUAAGAAAAGAUGUUAAGGGUGGGCAUAAAAACUAAAUCGAACUCAUACCGAAUUGACCCGUAAUGGUACCAACCCAUAUAUUCGGUAUUUAAACGGUCUAUAGGUUUUUAUCCCGAACCAAAAUCGUACCACUUGAAACGGGUAUAGGACAUGUUCUAGAUUUUGAGAAUAAAAAAUACCAGUCUAAACCGUUCAAAAAUAAUACAUUUAAGAUUUUAUAUUUUUCUCAUUUCUGUAAAUAUAUUGUUCAAAAAAAUAAUUUUAUAUCCAUGUAUGCAUUCAUUUGUUGCAAAAUAG
This is a messenger RNA of Cuscuta epithymum, 2224 nucleotides long. The record is from the annotation of a GenBank genome assembly. Lineage: Eukaryota; Viridiplantae; Streptophyta; Magnoliopsida; Solanales; Convolvulaceae.